This is a messenger RNA of Cynara cardunculus var. scolymus (artichoke), 975 nucleotides long. Its product is annotated as pathogen-related protein-like. Lineage: Eukaryota; Viridiplantae; Streptophyta; Magnoliopsida; Asterales; Asteraceae. The record is from RefSeq and is a predicted model, not a curated record. The coding region runs from base 63 to 782 and encodes 239 amino acids. The transcript is spliced from 4 exons.
UAUGUGUAUAUAUAUGUAUAUAAAAGGGGGUGAUAUGAAGAAGUAAAGGUUACCCAGUAGCAAUGGAUCAAUACAAAGGUUCAGAUGUGGACAAGUACAGAUGCUUCAUGAGUGGGGAAGGUGAGAAGAACACCACAUGGAAGUUGGGUGCACCUCCAAACUUUGAUGUUGUCAACAAGCUCUUUGAAGAAGGCAGAACCAAGAUUUGGCCCACAGGUUCAUUGGAAGAGCAAGUUCAGAAUCUUGUAAAGACAUGGGAAAUGGAGUUAUUCCACAAAGUGAAACCCAAAGAUUUCAAAACUGUUGAUGUCACAAAGUUGACAGUUUCUGUUAAUGGCAGGAAACCUUUGACACGAGAAGGGAUAGCCAAGAUAGGUGGAGGAUACAAUAUGUUUCUUCAAACUUCGUUGCCAGAACAGCUACGACUGUAUAAUCCUAAUGACGAAAAUGCGGAUUCGGCUCUCAAAAUCUUCACCACCACAUUUCCGCGUGGUUUUGCUGUGGAGAUUSUCCAGGUUUACUCGGGUCCUCCGGUGAUUGUGUACAAGUUCAGGCAUUGGGGUUACAUGGAAGGUCCAUUCAAAGGUCAUCCGCCAACCGGAGAAAUGGUAGAAAUGUUCGGCAUUUCUACAAUGCAGUUGGAUGAACAGCUCAAGAUCGUAAAGGUGGAGUUCUUCUACGACAGAGGAGAGCUGCUUGCGGGUCUGAUCAAGGGUGCAGGUGCAACCACUGGCGGUGAUUCCAUCACCGCUGGGGCGUCUUCAAGCUGCCCGUUUUCUUAAAAGAAUGCACCAUUUGCUACACAAAUGAAUAAGGGAUAAACAGAAUUAUGUUUCUUGUUAUUUUUCUUUGUACUGUGUCUUCUGAGACAUGUUGGAAAUCUUUACGUAUUUCAUGGUUGUAAACCCUAAUUGUAUCAUCUAUUUAUGCAUUUACGUUUUCGAGAAAACCGUAACUGUAUUAAAAACAGAGUUA